CGAUUGCUUUGAAACGCUCCCGCAAAGGGAUCUCCGUCCCCUCCCAGCCGGGCAUGGCACUGCCUCCACCCGCCACCACUGAACCCUGCAAGGCCGAGAAGACUUUCUGACCGUGCCUGGCAACUCCGCGCUGCCGGGAAACCCGGGGGCUGCCUGCAGCGCUCUCAGACUCCCCGCUCGCUGCCGCACACAGGCGCGCUCCCUCGCCCUCGCCCUCUCCACCCCCCGGCUCCGCACGCCGUCUCUCACACACACACACGCGCGCACGCUUUCUCUCACUCUCCCUUUACCCGGAGGUGCGCUGGUAGCCAUUUAAUGAGGGGGAAAAGUUAAGAGAUUAAACCAAUAUGAACCAUCGUUGCUCGUAGCAGUGCCCUAUCCAGAGCAGAGCAGAAUCCAGCGAGCACCCCUGCAGGAAUGGAGUCGGUAAAACAAAGGAUUUUGACCCCUGGCAAGGAGGGAUUGAAGAAUUUUGCCGGAAAAUCGCUUGGUCAACUCUACAGAGUCCUAGAGAAGAGGCAGAAGCCCGGGGACACCAUCGAGCUGACGGAAGAUGGAAAGCCCAUGGAAAUGCCGGAGAAGAAAGCCCCGCUGUGCGACUGUACCUGCUUCGGGCUGCCCCGGAGGUACAUCAUUGCCAUCAUGAGUGGACUGGGAUUCUGCAUUUCCUUCGGGAUCCGAUGUAACUUGGGAGUGGCCAUCGUGGACAUGGUCAAUAACAGCACCAUACACCGAGGAGGAAAAAUUAUUAAAGAGUUAAAAUCAGCAAUAUUCAAUGAGUAGCCUCUGAAAAACCAGCAGAAAGAACACUCUUUUUUCUAUGGAUAUGUUCUAUUGGAACAACACUGAAGUUACUUGCUUUCCUUUUUUUUUUCCCCCCACCUUUGCAGAGUAUUUGGUGCUGCUAUACUGCUGACAUCCUCCCUCAACAUGUUAAUACCAUCUGCAGCCAGGGUGCACUAUGGGUGUGUCAUCUUUGUUAGGAUCUUGCAGGGCCUUGUAGAGGGGGUCACCUACCCUGCCUGCCACGGUAUUUGGAGCAAGUGGGCCCCCCCAUUAGAAAGAAGUAGGUUAGCAACCACUUCCUUUUGUGGUUCCUAUGCAGGAGCUGUUAUUGCAAUGCCUUUAGCUGGAAUUCUAGUGCAAUAUACUGGGUGGUCUUCUGUAUUCUAUGUGUAUGGGAGCUUUGGUAUAGUCUGGUACAUGUUUUGGCUUUUGGUUUCAUAUGAGAGUCCUGCAAAGCAUCCUACGAUCACAGAUGAAGAAAGGAGAUACAUAGAAGAAAGCAUUGGAGAGAGUGCCAACCUCCUAGGUGCAAUGGAAAAAUACAAAACUCCAUGGAGAAAAUUUUUUACAUCUAUGCCAGUCUAUGCAAUAAUUGUUGCAAACUUCUGUAGAAGCUGGACUUUUUACUUGCUGCUUAUUAGUCAGCCUGCUUACUUUGAGGAAGUGUUUGGAUUUGAAAUAAGCAAGGUGGGUAUCUUAUCUGCUGUGCCGCAUUUAGUGAUGACAAUUAUUGUUCCUAUUGGGGGACAAAUUGCAGACUUUUUAAGAAGCAGGCAGAUUCUUUCAACCACUACUGUGAGAAAGAUAAUGAACUGUGGAGGUUUUGGUAUGGAAGCAACUCUUCUUCUCGUGGUGGGAUAUUCUCACAGUAAAGGAGUGGCUAUUUCAUUCUUAGUGCUUGCUGUAGGCUUUAGUGGAUUCGCCAUAUCUGGAUUCAAUGUCAACCAUUUAGACAUUGCCCCGAGGUAUGCCAGCAUCUUAAUGGGGAUUUCUAAUGGAGUCGGGACCUUGUCUGGAAUGGUUUGCCCUAUAAUUGUUGGAGCAAUGACAAAGAACAAGACACGUGAAGAGUGGCAGUAUGUCUUCCUCAUUGCUGCUUUAGUUCAUUAUGGAGGUGUUAUAUUCUAUGGCAUAUUUGCUUCAGGAGAGAAACAACCCUGGGCAGACCCUGAACAGACAAGUGAAGAGAAAUGUGGCUUUAUUCAUGAAGAUGAACUUGCUGAAGAGACAGGGGACAUUACUCAGAAUUAUGUAAAUUACGGUACCACCAAGUCUUAUGGUGCUACAACCCAGGUCAACGGUGGCUGGCCUAAUGGUUGGGAGAAAAAAGAGGAAUUUGUACAAGAGGAAGUACAAGACUCAUACAACUACAAGGAAGGAGAUUAUUCAUAACAAACCUAAAUAUUGGGUAUAUUUUGUAGUGUUUGUGAUUAAAUUCAUUGUGAUUGUUUGCACACAGAAAUAAAAUGUGGUAUAAACAUGUAAACACAUAUCAAACAGGAAGGUCUUACUGUAAAAAAAAUCCAUUAAAGUGCAAUCUGUAUGAGUUGUGACAUGUCAUCACUUUCAUUAGGUUAUAUUCGUUCUAUAAACAUUAGAGUUUUAAGGAUUUACUGGUCAAAACUAUAGAGGCAAUUAUAUACUUACAGUAUACAAGAGCUAAAACUCGUAACUAAGGAUUAAAGCACAACUAAGCAACCAAGUUGGCACAUCUAAUGCUCUUUUUAGAAAGCCAAAAUUACUUGAUCAUUAAAAAUGCACUUAUAUAUUUGUUACACUGUAUUGAAAGAGAUUGUGUUAAAUACACACGUUUACUCAGUGCAAUGUAAGAAUUGUGUGUUUAGUCUAAGACAAGAGUUUUCUUAAAGAAGAAAGGUUGAGUCCUAGGCAUUUACAGAGGAUUGAUCCAGUUCCUUUAAUGGUAAUUGUAUCAAGCCCAAAGAACAAAUAGGGCAUAUUGUAUGUUUAUCGUGAUUACAUGCUGCAGGCUACUCUGUGAUGAAUAAAGGAAUUAUUUAGGAGUUUUAUACUGAAUGUUUGGGCACAAAUUCUUAUUUCUAUUCUUUACAGAAUCUUAUGAAAUUAUAGGCAUUAUCAUGUUCUUCCCUGCAUUUAUCAACUAAUAUAAAAACAAUACAUAAUGCUAAGCCUGACUUCUCAUGCAGACUGUCAAAUCCCUUUAUCAGAAAACAAGCUUUAUUAUUCUUUUCUUUACAGUAUACUCCAACUUUGUACUGGUGUCUUUAGAAAGAGAGAAAAAAACAAUAUAACCUAGAAAAAGAUAUAGUCUUUUACAAAAUUCCAAAGAGAAAUUUACUAUGAGCAAGUAGCCCUAUGAAAAAGGAUGUAUUUGUUUUGCAGAAUAUUUUGAAACCAAUAGAAAAAACAGAGAAUAAUUUAACCCUUAUUCUUCCCUUAAUAGCUUUCAUAUUUUUACACAUCGUGCCACAGUUGUAUACAUAGAUAUGUUUAUUGAAGAUACUGUAAUUAUAGAAAAUGUUGCUAUUUUAGAAAUCCCUGAAAUAAAAAAUGUAUUUGUCUUUCGAUUAAACCUAAUAAUAAUGGACACUGAAUAUGAGUGACAUAUAAACUCACAAUAAACCAAAGUGGCAAAUAACUAGUGUUGGGUUGAAAGAAGCCAACAAGCAUCACGCUUGUCUUUUUAGCAUAACUCAACAGUGACUGCAACAUUAGUGUACCAAGCAAUAAGUGCAAUGCAUUAUGAAGUGCAUAAUCUUCUAGACUAUAUAUUAACCUUCAUUUAGCUUGUUGUAUAUAUUUGGGGUUGUUGGGAUUAAACCGAACUGAACCAAACUGAAGUUAGCAACACCAGACCACUUCUUAAUACUCUAAAAUGACAACAAUGAUCCAUUUCUUAAUUCAAUCAAAUGAUUAUUAUUGUAUGUAAUAAUCCAUUCUGGAUUCUUGGUCUGUUCAUUGUAUUGUGCUAGUGAUUGGAAACCCUGCUACCGCAAUAUACAACUUGAGGAUUGUUUCUUCUCCUUUUUUUUAAUGCAAAUCAUACCUUGACCUUAAGAAAAAAAUAUUUUGCUUUGUGCCUCAAAGUGAUGUAAAAUGUGACCAUAGCUUUUGCUGUGUUUAAUGAAAAAGAUGUGGACUGUGUCACUUUUGUUGCUGCAAAAAGUGUUAAUAAAAUGCUCUAUUUAUCCUUUUAUAUAAAAAA
Molecule: messenger RNA, 3970 nt
Organism: Pygoscelis adeliae (Adelie penguin)
Lineage: Eukaryota; Metazoa; Chordata; Aves; Sphenisciformes; Spheniscidae
Gene: SLC17A6
Product: solute carrier family 17 (vesicular glutamate transporter), member 6
Exons: 12
Biological process (GO): monoatomic anion transport; regulation of synapse structure or activity; neurotransmitter loading into synaptic vesicle
Cellular component (GO): excitatory synapse; synaptic vesicle membrane
Molecular function (GO): neurotransmitter transmembrane transporter activity; L-glutamate transmembrane transporter activity
Source: RefSeq, a predicted model, not a curated record